Aspergillus glaucus CBS 516.65 is the source of this 945-nucleotide messenger RNA. RefSeq lists its product as uncharacterized. The coding region runs from base 1 to 945 and encodes 314 amino acids. The transcript is spliced from 3 exons. Lineage: Eukaryota; Fungi; Ascomycota; Eurotiomycetes; Eurotiales; Aspergillaceae. The record is from RefSeq and is a predicted model, not a curated record.
AUGCAGGGAGAUUGCCUCAACUACAUGAAUGUUGUGAGCAAGCGGAUGGGCUUGCAUAGGCAUCCACUUCCCAAGCUGACGGCAGCCUUGGAUGAUCUCUUGCAUUUUCUCGUUAUGCACAUGGUUCACUGCGAUUCCAUAUUCACUGAUGAGAAGCAGCAACUCUAUGUACUUGCAGGACUCAAUUUGUUGAGUGUUUCCACUUGUCGGGCAGUGUCAUUAUUUGAUACAAGACAUCCUGUUGACUUCCAAGCAGAUGGUCGUCCGCUCCAGCACUCUGAAGUGGAGCGACGCAAUGAUAGUAUAGAGUCUCAGAAUUUACCUGAUAACCCCAGGAACCAAGAAGCCGCGGGUGAUUCCAGUUAUGAGAUGGGUAUAGAAAGUUAUCUAAGUGAACUGGAAGAAGCUGACCUGGGUGAUCCUUCAAAUGACGAAUUUGGUUCAGAGACAGAGAGCAACACUGACUGCAAUUCAGACACUUCCAGCGUCACAAAUGAUGGCUAUCUUGAGGGUAAUGAGACUUGCACCAUACUUUGGAGGCACGUUGAAUUCUAUAUUGUCCGCAAUCCGCUACCUGACGGUCGCAACAUACUAGCCGCCAUUGUGACUCUUCUCCACAUGAAAGGGGAGGACCGGAAGCCAAGGAUCAAGAGAUUUGUGGUUGAACAUGAAGAUAAUCCAAUAUUUGACUUACUGUCCCAACUGUUGUCAUUGGCAAUUGAUGACGGCAUCUUCAUUGCGAUGAUCAAAGACGAGGCAGACAUCUACACCGUGCCAAUUCCAUCACACUGCAGAGGCAUUCAGAUGAAAAUCAAGAAAGAGAAGCUGGAUAUUCCAAUAUUCCGUGAACCUGAACACACUGCAGAAGGUUACCGAACAUCUGACACCCAGCCACUGAAGUCGCGGACGUGGAGUCGCAUUAUCAAACGAAUUGGGAUUGCCUGA